Messenger RNA from Aureobasidium melanogenum CBS 110374, 1101 nucleotides. Its product is annotated as glycoside hydrolase. Gene Ontology annotation, biological process: glucan catabolic process. Bases 1 to 1101 code for a protein of 366 amino acids. Gene Ontology annotation, cellular component: cell surface; extracellular region. The record is from RefSeq and is a predicted model, not a curated record. The transcript has 2 exons. Lineage: Eukaryota; Fungi; Ascomycota; Dothideomycetes; Dothideales; Saccotheciaceae. Gene Ontology annotation, molecular function: beta-glucosidase activity.
AUGAAUUGGGAACUCGUCGGAGACACAGGCGCAGUCGACCAAUGGACAUUCGACCAGACUGAUGGAGCCGAGGCUGCGCUGCAAAAGCACUGGGGUUCAUGGUUCACAGAGUCGGACAUGGCACAAAUUGCCGCGUGGGGCCUCAAUACUGUCCGCAUCCCCAUUGGUUAUUGGGCCUUCAACAACACUGACAGCCCUUACAUCUCGGGUGCUGAUGCGUACCUCGAACAAGCCUUGGGCUGGGCCCGUCAGUACAACAUCCAAGCCCUGAUCUGCAUGCACGGUCUGCCUGGCUCCCAAAACGGCUUUGACAACUCUGGUCACAGAGGUGAAGCCCAAUGGGCAGAGAACAGCACCAACCUUGCUGCCAGCACUGCAGUCCUUGAGUUGAUGGCAGCAAAGUACGGCACUGCGGCCUACAGCGACGUCGUGUAUGGUCUUGAGCUUGCCAACGAGCCCAUUGUCUGGGACUACGAUUCAGCCAAAAGCGCUCAGGAGUGGGCUGUCACCACCGUCCAAGCCAUGCAGUCGCACAUCACCAAUCCCGACCUCAAGCUCAUCAUGCACGACGCCUUCCUCGGUGCCAAAGCCUGGUCAGCAGUAGCCCAACAGUUGAACUUCAACGCCGAUAGCCAGAACUUUGUGCUCGAUGUGCACUUGUACCAGAACCAGGGCGGCGACACUUCAAACAUGGAUCAAGACCAGCACAUCGCUACUGUCUGCGAUUACCCCAACACUCAGUUUGUUCCCGAGUCCGCCAACCUGCCCGUCAUCGUCGGUGAAUUCAGCGAUCAGACCAACAUCUGCGUUGAUGCUUCUGGCAAUGUUACUGCAGGAACUUCUUGCUCUACUGACGGCUGCCAAUGUUCCGCUCAACUUGACCCCUCUGAAUGGAAUGCCGACCUCGUGGCCGCAACCAGAAAGUUCAUGGAAGCUCAACUUGACAUCUUUGAAGAGUAUUCCAAUGGCUGGUUCUUGUGGAGUUACACUGGUCCUGGUGCUUGGGGCUUGGGUAACUUGUUCAAGAACGGUGUUGUUGGUCCUGAUCACAUUACUCAGAGACAAUACCCUGCACAGUGCAACUCGACGAGUUCGAGCUGA